CAUCGAAACAUGGAUUUAUACUGUCUAACCCUACACCAAAACUGAAAAGCAAUCAUUUUCUGUAAGCACAGCUAAGAUCUUUAGAUGAACUAUUCGUGGUGUUGCUCCAGAAAUAAUACUAAUAUUCUUGCUUUUCACCAGAAUUUUGCAGUGUUCGGUAUCUGUUUCUUCGUUGAAACUAAACAGCCGCCAUAAUUUGGACUAAAUAAACGUAAUAAUAAGUGAUUUUUGAUAUAAAUUGACGUUGUGUUGUGAAAUAUAUAUUUUGAACCUAACAAGACUGAAUGAACAUGAAGAAUAUCAACUAGAAAUGUAAACAAAAAAUUAUAAAUAAUAUCCUUAUUAUGACAUCGCGUUGCGUCUAACCUACGCGUAACAAACUCGUGCUUAAAACUAAGAAUGGUUUAGAAUUUAAAUAAAAAUCAUAUUACGCUACAUAUCAUUACUGUGCCUGUAGGAUUAAAGCCCUUUUACAUCGUAUUUACUUUUAAAUAUUACGAAAAUUCGAUAACGUUUUAUAAUAAAUAUAUUAAAGUCAUUUAUUAUACGAGAAAUAAAGUAUUAUAGAAGUUAUUAUAAAUACAAACGAUUACGACGGAGAACAGAAGUAUUGGAUCGGUUUAUACGCAGAACAUCAUCUAGUACGAAUGAGAACAAAGUGCCCGAGUGCAAAAUUAUAAAGAAACAAUCACUUAUUGGCCUGUAGAUAAUCCUAAAUUAAACAAUCACAGCCGAUAAAUUGCAACGAGCGCGCUUGCUGCCGCGCCGUUGUCAUCGACUUCGUAUCUGUAGACAGUCGCGUCGCGCGCGGUUCCUUCUCCUGUCGCUGAAGCUGUCAGUGCUUGCCGGAGUCGCGCGACUCGGCCGGCACGCCCCGACACAGCCGUGGAUAACCUCGGCCAGAGCCCCCUUCCGGUGAAGAGGCUGCACGAAGCGCUUCAGAGUGCGCAAGUGAAGCGCCAGCGGCUCUCCCCUCCGUAUCCCGCACCCCCCGCGCCCCUUCACCCGAUACAUCAACUCGCCGUGCACCAACACAUCAAAGUGCAGCAAAGCAUAGUGCAACAGAGUAUCGUGCAGCAACAUCAAUUGAAUCUGGCCCAUCAGUCGUUGCAAAACCUGCAAGCGCAAAGCUUACAAGCCGCUCAACAAAGCCUUCAAGCGGCGCAGAGUCUGCAGGCUGCUCAAGGGCUGCAAGCAGCUCAGAGCCCAGCGGCUACGGGCGGCGCAGGCACGCAACAGGCGACAGGAGCAACACAAGGCGCGCUGGUGCCGCCGCAGCAGCCGUCGCCGCGGGCCGCUUCUCCGCAACAUAAGAGCAUGGAGCUUGCACUGUGUCAAAGCAUGGACUCCGUCAAUACCGCAACCACUGAGGAAGAGGUGCGGACAUUGUUCGUGAGCGGACUGCCUAUGGACGCCAAGCCAAGGGAACUCUACCUACUGUUUCGAGCUUACGAAGGAUACGAGGGUUCGCUGCUGAAGGUUACGAGCAAAAAUGGAAAAACAGCAUCCCCGGUCGGUUUCGUAACGUUUCACACUCGGGCCGGGGCCGAGGCCGCUAAGCAAGAUCUUCAGCAGGGCGUCCGGUUCGACCCCGACAUGCCGCAAACGAUUCGGCUGGAGUUCGCUAAAAGCAACACGAAGGUCAGCAAGCCGAAGCCGGCAGUUGCCACAGCCGCGCCAGCUGCACACCCCGCAUUGAUGCACCCACUCACUGGACACUUAGCCAGUCCCUUCUUCCCUGGAGGGGGCGCUGAGCUGUGGCACCACCCGUUAGCUUACGGAGGGGAGCUGCCGACAUUGUCGCACGGACUGGUCCAUCCCGCCAUUCAUCCUCAAAUGGCGCCCGUGCGUUCCUACCUCUGACUAGCUGCCGCCGACAGGCCACACCACACCCCCUUGACGCUGGGCGCAUGCGUACUACCGGCCCCAGCGCUGGGUUCGCCGGGAGCAGCGGUCCCGGCGCAUGCGCCCGCGCCGCCUGCGCACCCCGCACACCCCGCGCACCCCGCGCCUCCCUGCUCGACGCUCUUUGUCGCUAACCUCGGACAAUUCGUCUCCGAGCACGAACUCAAAGAGAUAUUCAGCAGGGAGCCAAAGGCGGAGAAGAGGGCGAACAGCAUUAACUCGUUCGUGGCACUCGGCACUUGACAACCAGCUAACUGAGGGACGCGCGGCCCCGGGGCGCUGCGCGCGGCGGCGGGCGCGGGCGCGCCGCUCGGCCAGCAGCGCGUCGAGAUCAGUUUCACCGACAACGACGACGGAUGAAUGUAAAUUAGCAAACCGCUCUCCUCGUUUAUGUUUCUCGUCUGUAGCGUCGGAGGUGUGGUGUAUUUUGUUGAUACCAAAUUUAGCGUAAAAUUUUAUUAUAUUAACAUUCCAGUUUAAUUGUUUACCGUUCACGAUGAAAAUAUUAUUUGAAAUUAUUAUUACCUUUUACUGUAUAACGUGUUUAUUUAAUUGAUUUUUUUUAUGUAAUAUAAGAUUUAUUUACAAGUAACUUAUUGUAUGGUAACGUUUGUAUAUUCGUUUCUACGAGGCCGGUUAUACAACUGAGAUGUUUUGUUAUGGAUAUAGUGUAAUAUCAGAAAUUAAACAUUUUAGGAUAAAUCACAUUCGAAUAAGCUAAAAACCAAAGGUGCCCUUCAUAGAAAGAUUACGUUUUGUUGAUAAUAUUUCAAGUUGAAUGAUUUUAAAUGAAGUUGUAUGUAAUGAUAACGAUACUUUUGUUUUAGUCUCGAUAAUGUUAGCGUAUUUAAAUGAAUUUUCAUUACUAUCUCAAAUUAUAUUUACCUAAUGCUUUUUAGUAACUUUUAUAAUGUUCACUCGUUAAAGCGCUGGCACACUAGCGUUGGUUUACGAUCCUUCUAUCUGUAUAUGGAUAAAUUUAAAUUGCAAUAAUGUAAAGAUGUAACGAUCGUUACGCGAGGCCCUCGGUGUCGCUCGUGAAGUGCAAUACACGUCUGAGCCCCCUCGCUCGGGCUCGCAUCGCACGCACUGACCCGCCUUAAUCUCGCCCCGUCUGUCCGCACCCUAAUGUCUCGUGCCUUGUGGAAACGUCUCCCUAAAACAGCGUCAAUCUUUACCCGCGUAAACGUUUUAGAUUGUUUUCUUUCGGACUCCGUGGAUGUUUCGGUCCCUCCGUGUGCGCGAUGCGACUUUAUCGAGCAGGGUUCGGUCUUGCUGGGAGAAUUUAGCCUUUGCCUUAUGAAAGUUGAAUAAAUAUAUGUAAUCAUUAUAUUAUUAAUUAUUAGUAAUAAUUAUACGGCGACACGCGCCAAGCUGAAUAGUAAGACGAUUAUUCUAUUUGCAUGCUUUGACGAGCUUUUUGGUAAUACUAAUUUAAAACUUAGUAGUUACUUUAAUUGUGUAAUCUUUAGGUAAAUAUUAUAAUACUAGAUAAGGGUAUUUAUUGUAGACGAUCUGCAUAGUUACAUUACUAUUAAUUGAAAGUUAUUCUUACAUAAUAUCGAAACAGUGUAAUGAAGUUAUAUCUAUUGUGUUAGGGUUAAUCAAAUGGAAAAUUAAUAUAUUUUUUAUUUUUAGCUAGUUGACUAUCGCGUACAGAAUGGCGGCUCGCGCGGUGCGAGUUCGUUCCGGCGAACGUGUGCGAAAUAGCAAUAAACCAAAAAUGAACUCUUAAUGUUUAUAUUAUAGAUAUCUAGAAACGUAUUCUGCUGAUGUAAACAUGUAAAAAUUAUACAAAAAAAAAGUAAAAAAAAAAGUAAUAAAUAAAUCCCUGCUUAGGCUAUUUUUAAUAAGAUUUCGGAUAUUUGGGUUGAAAUCUUGACGCGACAGAUAUCAAGGGAGCAUUCACUAGAUCCUUGUCGUAAGCUGGAUUGAUCCGCAUGUGAAUUCUUAUGAAAGUCUCUUAGUCAAUAUUUAAUAGAAAUAUGUCAAUUUUUGACUUAGCAAAAUUUUAUACGUUAUUUAUAGUGACUGUAAUUAUCACGGUAUACCGAGCGUCAUGGCGUUUAGACCAAAGAUAAAAGAUAUACAUAACUUAAUACUAACCUCAAACCAAACGUACCAAACAUUAUUUCCUGGCCUACACAUCGACAGACAGAUUUUAAAUCGAUUAUAUUUAUUACGCAAACGUUCUAAACAUAUCUAUAUCUACAUUAACACGUAUUAUGAUGACGAUUUUAAAUCGAUAUUGUUGUUUUUCUGAAAAAUCGAUAUCAAUGUUCAACAUUUCAAAAUAAUUAGUGUUCAGUUCAAUGUAAAAAGUCGACGUCAAUGUGUGGAGCCAGCGUUAGUUAAAUCUCUUAGAAAAUAACUGAAUAUUUAUAAAAAAUAAUAUUGAUCGAUUUUUAAUUUAUAUCAAAAUCCUAAAAAUAUCAAAACUCGGUUUCUCUUGGUAUUCGUAUUUCACUGUCUGUUUUAAUAGUUAAGCUAAGUCAAUGUUUACUUAUUUAAUUCUAUAUAUAAUGCUAAUUCGUAUGUAAGUUGUGUAAUAGUGUAUUAGUGAUCUCCCAAACCUCCGGCGCCCGGCGCCCCCGACCGCAGAUAAGAUACAACGAAAAGUUUUAAUUUUCUUUUCCGUUGUUAUUUCCCAGGCUGCGUGGUGACUUCGGCUUCGUUUAUUUAUAGCCUCUCGCUGUGCAAAUGAUUUAGAAAUUUAAAAAGCUACUAAGAUCUUUUAUAUAAAUAUAUAUGUUUACGUAACUCAAAUUGGAGGUGAAACUAUUUUUUGUAUACUUAUAAAAGUGACCACGGAGCUUGUCGGUUGAUUUACGUCACUGCUAACGCAGCGCUGCGAGCGCGCGAGGGCCGGGCGCCGCCACGAUUCCGUCCAACCGUAGCUAGCGUGUAAGAGACGUCCAGUGGCUACGAACAGGCUGCGUCAUUUGCGGGACUACUCGAUACAUAUCAUCGUGUAAUAUUAAUGUGUAAUUAGAAUUAAUAUGCGGUUUCAUAGAGACUUUUAUUCGGUAUACUCGUCUACUACUUUUAAUGCAAUCGGCUACAUGUCACGCUCGCUAUAACAGUAUCGAUAUCGAUAUCGAGUUUACUUUGUCGGAACUGACGCUUGACGUACGCUCCACUCCGUCUUCGAAUAUUUUCGCUUGGAUGUUACUUUGUAUGGGGAAGGAAUCGGUGAAUGUUAUGCUGAAGUCUAUCGUCGCAUCGAGUAGCUCGUUGUCGGAGCGUCGGCUGGAGCCGCGUGACAUUGGCCCGCAUGUGAUAGGGUAGUGUAGGGGUAGCGUCGCCUUGCAAGUUAGGUUAAGUAAGCGGUGAGACACAAAAACCGUGCAUCGGAAACAUAUCAAUCUGUGCCCCUUAAUAAAUAAUUAAAUACUAAACUAAGAGAUACAUAUGAAUAGCGUAAACAAAAUAAUCGUUCGAAGUAUCAAAUACAUACUAAGUGUUGUUUUCGUACGUUGAACAAUUGAUGAGGCGGUUAGGACGUUUUCGAGAUGUGAAUCGUUACGCGUAGUACCCGAGUAGUUUCGCGCAAUUUAUUUAAACUUACCGCAAUAGAUCUUUGAAUGUAUUUUUUAUUGUUAUACAUAGGCUAAUGUUUAAUAUGGCUUAAUUACCAAAAUAUUUUUAGCUGUUCGCUUCGUAUUCAGUAUUAACGAUCUUUUGAUUUACGGCGGCAGGCGCUAGCGCGUUGCUGGCUCUUGUUUGUGUAUCGAGCAAAUUAUAUCAUACAGAAUAUAUAGUUCGUAAUUAAUUGUUAGAUUUGUGUGACUUGAAUUAUUUAAAGCUUUUAGAGCGAAAGGUAAAGUGUUAUUGUGGUUUAAGAAAUAAAAAAUAAAACAUAAUGACCUUGUAAAAAUAGUGAUAAAUUUAGCUUAAUUAUCAUGAUUACAACUUUUAUAGAUGUUCGUUGAUUUACUUUCCUUACUUCAUCGACUAUUGUGGCAUUGGAGACGUCAAUGUUAAUUCAAAUAAAUUUGAGCUCAUCCUCAAUCGAAGUUUUCAUUCAACCGACAUCCCUUCGAACUCGCUAUCAAUCAGGUCUCCAAACAGAUAUCGACCAAAGUUCUUCAAAGAUUCUGCUAAACUUUCCAAUUAAGACUUUAUCGUGUUUUAUAGAAAAGAAAAACGUUCAUUUUGAACAUUUUAAUGAAUUAUUCGAGUUUAUCUUUGUUUUUGUCAAUUUUCUUGUUAUAAUUGAGACGUAUUAGUAAAAUAUAGGCGUAGUUUAGAAUAACCCUAAUAGAUAUAAUUAUUAAACAGUUGGCUUUGGAAUAUGCUUUGUAGAUUCACUGCUUUCUCGCGUCCUCUUGUAAAACGAGUUCUCUCGGUGAUUACGAAAGAAAUUGUUUUACAACGAAGAUGUUAUGAAACGUGGAAGCGCUUUUAAACUUUCUUAUUUCGAUAAUGAUUUUGUGACAGUGUUGUAUUUAUGUUAUAAUUAGUUUUAAAGCAUUAUAGGGUCCAAAGAUUGGGAAUAAAAACAUAUGUGACAAAUCA
This is a messenger RNA of Vanessa tameamea, 6423 nucleotides long. RefSeq names its product couch potato (gene cpo). NCBI's taxonomy places the organism in Eukaryota, Metazoa, Arthropoda, Insecta, Lepidoptera, Nymphalidae. Gene Ontology annotation, molecular function: mRNA binding. The transcript has 9 exons. Bases 1318 to 1863 code for a protein of 181 amino acids. The record is from RefSeq and is a predicted model, not a curated record.